UCAAAGUGGGACAAGAACAUUGUUUAUUAUUGAAUGUUCGUCUGCUAAAAGUAUUAAGAAAUUUUCGUUUUAUCCACAAGAAGAAGAGGUUUUACUUCCUCCGGCUCGUCAAUUUCAAGUAGCAGAUUCGUUAAAUCAAGGAAAUGGUCUUCACAUUAUUCAAUUGAAAGAAAUUCAACCAAAAUAUCCAUUGAUCAAUCCUGUGCCACAACCGGCUCAGCCAACACCAAUUAAUCCACCCGAAUGUAUUAAUCCCAAGAUACAAAAAUAUAUUGAUGAUUUGAACACGGAUCCGAAACUUACUAAGCUAAGCGUUUGCUUUGUUCCACUCAGCAACAAAGAAGUGAAGAUUCUUGCCAUGGCCAUACAAAACAAUAAAACAUUGGAAGAACUGACGUUUCAAGAAAGUCAGCUUGGUUCAUCAGAAGUGCAAUAUCUUGCGAAUGCUAUACAAAACAACAAAACAAUUACAAAGCUAUGGUUUUCAACAGAGCCAUUUGGAUCUCAGGGAACAUUAUAUCUGGCUAAUGCUCUACAAAAUAAUCGAACCAUCGUUGAAUUAUAUCUUAAUAAUAACAAAAUCGGUCCAGAAGGAGUUCAACAUCUUGCAAAUGCUCUAGCAAAGAAUAAAACACUCACUAACCUAACGAUCUCCAGCAACAAAAUCGGGCCAGAAGGAGCUCAAUAUCUUGCUACUGCAUUGCAAAAUAAUAAAACUCUCACUGAACUAUCUCUCUCUCGUAACGCAAUUGGGCUGAAAGGAGUAGAAUAUCUUUCUAAUGCUCUCGAAAACAACAAUACACUUACUACACUGGUACUUGGCUCUGAAAACAUUGCUAAUGAAGAAAUGCAACAUAUUAGCAACGUUCUUGUCACCAACAAAACACUCGAGAUACUUUUUCUCCACGGAAAUCCAGGUGAUUCCAAUCAAAUCGAUUCGCAAGGCACACAAUAUCUUUACAAGGCUCUACGAAACAAUCAUACAUUAAAUACUUUAACAAUUAAUAAUCACAAUAUUAAUAAUGAAAGUGUAGAACACAUUGCCAUUGCUUUGCAGUAUAACAGAACGCUCACCACAUUGUACUUGACUAUUAAUCAUAUCAAAUCACAAGGUGCUCAGUAUCUAGCCAAUGCUCUGCAAAAUAACGAAACACUCACCGAACUAAAUCUCUGUAAUAACGAAAUCGGAUCUGAAGGAGCUGAACAUAUUGCCAAUGCUCUACUAAUCAACAAAACACUCACUAAUUUAAACCUCAGCGAGAACAGAAUAGGACCACAAGGAGCUCAAUGUAUUGCUAAUGCCUUGCAAUGCAACAAAACAUUGAAAAAGUUUUAUUUAAAUAAAAAUCAUAUCGGCGAUGAGGGAACUCAAUAUUUUGUUAAUCCCCUCUCGAGCAACGAAACAUUAACAAAUCUAUCUCUUGAUAAGAAUCAAAUUGGAUCACAAGGCGCACAGUAUCUUGCCAAUGCUUUAUUGCGCAAUAGAACACUUAUCAGACUAGAUAUUUCACAGAAUGAAAUGAAAUUUCAAGGAGUACAAUAUCUUAUCGAUGCAUUACGAAGUAACAAAACACUUAAACACUUGGGCGUUGGUAUCAUCGGAUUAAAUGACGACGAAAGAAAACAAAUUCUAGAAAUAUUUCGAAAUAAUACGAAUUUAAAAGGAUAUAGCUGGUAA
Molecule: messenger RNA, 1678 nt
Organism: Adineta ricciae
Lineage: Eukaryota; Metazoa; Rotifera; Eurotatoria; Adinetida; Adinetidae
Source: the annotation of a GenBank genome assembly